This is a messenger RNA of Cynara cardunculus var. scolymus (artichoke), 1786 nucleotides long. RefSeq names its product 7-deoxyloganetic acid glucosyltransferase-like. The coding region runs from base 189 to 1616 and encodes 475 amino acids. The record is from RefSeq and is a predicted model, not a curated record. The transcript is spliced from 3 exons. Gene Ontology annotation, molecular function: UDP-glycosyltransferase activity. NCBI's taxonomy places the organism in Eukaryota, Viridiplantae, Streptophyta, Magnoliopsida, Asterales, Asteraceae.
GGUUUCGUCAAUUUCUUUCGUUUACAAGUCAAUUCAUAAAAUAAAAAUACUCAGAUGAGGCCUUCUUUCCAUUUCUUCUUCUUCUCUCCCAAACUAAUAACAAACCGUUAGGGUCUUCGUCGUCGUCUCUUCACUCCUCGAGUACAUCAAUCAGCUGUGUUAAAUCCCAAAGAGUCAUAAACAACAGAAUGGAUCAAGACACACUCCCACCUCAUGUGCUGAUAUUCCCCUUGCCAUUGCAAGGCCCUGUGAACUCCAUGUUCAAGCUAGCCGAGCUUCUAUGCCUCUCGGGUCUCCAUGUCACCUUCCUUGUCACUGAUCAUAUCCAUGCCCGACUCCUCAAAUACUCCAAUAUACAGUCCCGCUUUGAUGGUUAUCCAGGUUUCCGCUUAGAAACCAUAUCCGAUGGCCUUCCAGAUGAUCAUCCGCGCUCUGGAGAUGUACUUAUGGAAAUGUUUGACUCUUUAAAAACCAAAAACAAAAUCCUCUUCAAUGAUCUCUUGACUUCUGGCAAACUAAAUUCAGAUUUACGCAGACCGGUCACUUGUAUAAUUGCAGAUGGAAUUAUGGGGUAUACUUGUGAUGUAGCUAAUGAUGUAGGAAUACCCAUUAUAUUUGUUCGUACAAUCAGUGCUUGUUGUCUGUGGGUUUUCUUUUGUCUUCCUAAGCUCAUUGGAUCUGGCGAACUCCCAUUUGCAGGAAAUGACUUGGACACACCAAUAAAGAGCAUUCCAGGCAUGGAAGGAUUCUUAAGGCGCCGUGAUCUUCCAUUGUUCUGUCGUUCUGGCAACUUAUCGGACCCGAACUUAAAGCUCUAUCUCCCCGAAGUUACAGAAAACCCAAGAGCUCAUGGGCUUAUACUCAACACCUUUGAUGAUCUAGAGUGUCCAAUACUUUCCCAAAUACAAACUUCUUGUCCGAAUCUAUACACCAUUGGCCCACUGCAUUCCCAUCUGAAGUAUAAACUAGCAGGAGAAUCAUCCUCAUCACUGCCUUCUACAAAUAGCCUGUGGAAAGAAGACAUGAGUUGCCUUACAUGGCUGGACUCACAACCACCAAAAUCCGUGAUUUAUGUUAGCUUCGGAAGUCUUGUUGUAAUGACAAAGGAGCAGUACAUGGAGUUCUGGCAUGGGCUGGUGAACAGUGGGUCCCGUUUCUUGUGGGUCGUUCGGCCAGAUUCGGUCACCAGUGACUCGACUGCAAUCCCACCGGAACUGGCUCAAGGCACAAAAGAGAGAGGCUACAUCAUCGGUUGGGCACCACAAGAGGAGGUCUUGGCCCACAGUGCCGUGGGGGGGUUUUUAACACACAGUGGGUGGAAUUCGACGCUGGAAAGUUUGAUUGAAGGCGUGCCAAUGAUUUGUUGGCCUUAUUUCUUGGACCAACAAGUGAACAGUAGAUUUGUGGGGGAAGUGUGGAAGUUGGGUCUGGACAUGAAGGAUAGUUGCGACAGAGUGAUUGUAGGGAAGAUGGUGAGAGAUUUGAUGGAGGAAAGGAGAGAUGAGUUUAGGAGGUCAGCGGAUCAGAUGGCGAACUUUGCAAAACAAUGCUUGAUGGAAGGCGGAUCAUCUUAUUCAAAUUUCGAGCGGCUGAUUAAGGACAUCAAAUCUAUGUAAACCCUAUAUCCACGACAUCAAAGCCAGGUACACAGUUUACCCUUGUGUUGAAGCUUAUCAGUGACAUAAGUGUGCAAUCUUUGUUCUAGUUCUGUAACUGAACUUGAAAGUUGAAACAAGUAAUGCUACAAAGAUUUAUUCUGAAAUAAGCAUGUACUUUAGGAAUCUAA